This is a messenger RNA of Candidozyma auris, 1305 nucleotides long. RefSeq names its product SEC14 family lipid-binding protein. The transcript has 2 exons. The coding region runs from base 1 to 1305 and encodes 434 amino acids. Lineage: Eukaryota; Fungi; Ascomycota; Pichiomycetes; Serinales; Metschnikowiaceae. The record is from RefSeq and is a predicted model, not a curated record.
AUGACCGUUCGUAUCCAGCAGGGCCGUGUGUGGUCGAUGGACCCGCAGCAGGAAAUCGUGCUCAAGCAGACGUGGGGGAUCCUCCUCAAGUUCUUUGGCUACGAGCUUUCGCUCAAGUUGGACGACCUCGAGCUGGGGAAGCUGCUCGUCAACCUGGCCCCGGGCAUUCCUGGCGGCAGACGCGCCGAGUCGGUGCUGUCGAUUCUGAAGGACUCGCUUCUGCUCAGCUCGGGCGGCUCCUCGUUUGCGUUUCAAUCGUCCAACACAAAUAUUAAGAGCGUGUAUUACUCGCUUGAAACUGGCUCCAUGGACGACGCCUCCAGCGGUGCCUUCUCCUUGUACCAUCAGGAAGAGCAUCCUGCGUUGUCCCGCUACAUCCCAGAGGACCUCCACCGCAGCUUGUGGAGCGCGUUGAAAAAUUGCAGCCCAGACAACUUUUUGCUUCGAAUCAUCCGCUUGGCCAACAACGAUCGCAAAGUCACCCUCAAGUGGGUGGCCGAGGUGUUGGACUUCAGGAUUAACAAGUACCCUGUCACUGACAUUGUGUUUGAAGGUGACGCUGGCCCGUACUUUGAGGGAAAGAGCCCCAAGUUGAUCGAGGCCUUCCGUCGAAACGAGGUGUACGUGCGUGGGAACUCCAGAAGCGGGUGCCCAUUGAUCGUGGUUCGGGCCAAGGAACAUUUUCGACUGAACUGCCCGGACGCUGACUACGAGAAGCUCAUCAUCAUGCACUUUGAGUGGUCGUUCCUCGCCAUGCAAGAGUUCAAACGCGGCGUCGACCAGGCGCAUGUGCUUUUCGACUUGACGGGCUUCACGUUGAAGAACGCCGACUUCCACGCCGUGAAGAUGGUGGUGAAGCUUUUCCAGCGCAUAUAUCCCGACUGCUGUCAUGUGGAACAUCAUCGUCAAGUGGAUGGCACCCCAUUUGCGAGAAAACUCAUCUUCACCCACACAUACGAGGAAUUGCGCAAGUACAUUGAGUCAAAGUACAUCCCCAAGUCUUUGGGUGGAAAGGACAAACACAUCCCCACGUAUAUCGAACCCACAGAGUUCAACUGCAAGAAGAAAGAGCCCGACGCUUUGCUAGGGAAUCUUUUGAGACAGAGAGACGAUUUGACCAUCAAAUACAUUGAGAAUACCAUCAAAUGGAUUGAGGCAACUACCCCGGAGGAGUCGAAGGCGUACCUCGACGAGAAAGUUAGGCUCUCAAAGGCCAGAGCGCAGAAUUACGUUUUCUUAGACCCCUAUCUUAGAAUGAGAGGCCCGCACGACAGAAACGGGGAGAUCCUCAGUAUCAGCUAUUAG